CUGUUCUUUGGCUGCCGUGUCUGUCUGUCUUUUUUUUUUUGUGUGUGUUUUUUGGCAUUGAUUUUAAUCUUUUCUUGGGGUCACAAUGCUCAUCAUUUUCUCCUCUCAGGUCAUGGAGCUAAUAUUAUUAGGUGAAGAUCAAAUGGUACAGUGCAUGCAGUUACCAUCUUCAUUUCUUAAAUUUGUGGAUAAAUCAGAUUUUGGAACCUGGGAACCUAGUUUGUGGUUGUACUCAGUGUUCUAGGUGUUAAUGUCACUUGCUAAUCACUAGAAUUUAAAUGCGUGGAGUACAUUGGCAACUAUUAUAUAUGCUUGUAAUAUUGUUUGGAGGGCACAGAUUGACUUACCACAUGCGAAUGUCAACUGCUACAUUGAAUAGCAGUGUUACUAUCGUUUUAAAAGCUUGGCAGUAUUUUCAUUUUCUUUAUUUAAUGAACUAUUUUCUUAAUUUUGGUUUUCUUCUGUACAUGCCAUUGUAGAAAUUAGUUAUCAGCUUUUCUUUUUUUUUUGAAAUUUCAGAUUAUUUUGUGUGGUUUUGUAAUUUGAUUCUAUUCCUAAGUUGAGAUGUGCUAUCUAUGCUCGUUUUUUCUCAGUUUUUAUUCAAAGAUAUGCAUUUUCCCUGCUUUCCCUGCUUUUCCCCUUUUUUCCCCAUCCGAAUAGGAUGGGGGUUUAACACCCAACGUGGAAGUGGAUUGGGUGGUGGGAGGGGAUCCACCCAAUCCUGGACUGGUGGUGUUUCCCCCUAGGGAAAGCCCUCCCCACGUGCCGAACGAGGCCUUAAGGGGUGGGAAAUCAUAUCCCAAACCCAUUAUCCAAACAUGGCCGAGCUCGAGUGAGCGAGCAUGAAGCUAGAGCCACAGCUGGCGAUCACGAUGGAGUUGGGUCGUAGCAGCGAUCCUAACAUUUCCCUGCAGUCACGGAGACACAGCUACCUGCAGGAGAUCCGGAGCUUGGCCGUCGACUCGGCCGGCGGGUGGUCGCCGUCGUCGUCGUCUCGGUCGGCGAGAUCCAGUAGUUACUACAGCAGCAGUAAGUCAAGCAGCUCUCGUCAUCGCUACGCCCCUUACUCCAUCUCAUCUUCCCGGAGGUUGGCAAGACUUGAAGACAAAAGCCCUCGCGACAUUGCGCGGCGGAUGGUCCGCGACGGCUUCAUGGGCAAGCUGAUCGGGGAGUUCGGCCGGGCGCCCAGACCUGCUCUGGAGAGGUGGUUCUCCGAGCUCGACGUCGGCUGGGUACUCCGGUCGGCGCUGGAGAAGGAGAAGAGCGAGCUGGCCUUGGAUAAGCUGUACGAUCUUGCCGUGCAGAGGUGGACACGAGGAUUCACCGUGAUGGCCGAAGCGCUCAGCGCCACGCAGCGCCAUCUCCAGGAAGAGGGCCGUUCGACCGCCCAAGUCGACCGGGACGACGACCUUCGACUGGUGCGGUUCGUUGAGGCGACCGUCUGCAAGAUGCUUGCCUUUGCCAAUUCCCUAGUCGCCGUGGCCGAUAAAACCUGGAAUCCAAUGAACAAGCUCUCGGGCCUCAUGAACGUGCGCAGCUGCAUCUCCCACGCGUCUGAAAUCAUCAUGCUCUCCUUGAAGAAGGAGACCCUCUGGCUACCAGAUUCGGACGAAAUGCUGCAAGGCCUGCUCAACAAGACCAGCAAUAUUUUCUCGACUGCAAAAGAUAAUUUGGGUCAGGCCAUACAAAGGAUGGCAAACGAUGCUGAAGCUGUUACUCCUGUCUUGAGUGGCAUGCAUUCCUGGGAAACUUUCCCGCAGAGUGCAGAAAUCCACAAGGCUACUCACUUAAUUAUGGACUAUGCAAGACUAUUUUGGGGACACAUUGACGAGCUCAACUCCAUACUAGGCCAAUGUUGGCCUCAUCGCAUCCUAAAAUGCGACAUCAUUGAGCAAAUGAUCAGCAACUUAAUAGAUCAUCUGGAGAAGAAAUCAGAGUCGUUCUCAGACCCUAUCCUGAGGGAUAAAAUAUUGCGACUACCGAAAUUGCUAUCUCAAUGUCUCCUGGGAUACAGUGCUAUCUUGCCUGCACAUUAAGAUGACAACGCUCUGGUUUUCUAAACCCUCGCAGCUAGCAAGAUUCAAAUCGGAAUUUCAGAGAACAUGCAGACAUCAGAAGCUAUGGAAGGUUCCGAACCCUGAGCUCAGGAGGAGCCUGCGAAAAGCUAUCAUUGACAAGGUUAUUACUGGUCCUACUGGAUACAGAACAUACCUGGAGGCCCAUCCAGAGCAGGAGAAAUGUGGCAGUAAUCAACAGGACAUGGAAGACAUGGUGAACGAGCUUUUCGAAGGAUGAAGGAUUAUUCCAGCUUCAUAUUGGCAUGCCCAUUUAUAUAUAGAGUAUAAAUUUUAAAGCAGCUACGACGAGAAGAGGCCAAGACUAAACAAGUUCAGACGAUGCUCGUUUUUACUGUACUUUGAUAUUCUCCUCGUUCUAUCCCUUUUUUAAGAUAUCCUCAAUUUUACCUUACUGCAAAUAAAAUGUAUUGGACGGCUUCUUUGUGCCACAUCUAUCGGCAGACAAAGAUACAUGAUUCCUCUUGUAUUAGUCCUUUCUUUGAUUCUUUCCCAUAUGGCUGACUCGGCCAGGCCUUAGGGGCUCUGACAGCUGGGGAGGCAGAGAUAUAUACAGACCCAGUUCAAUA
Molecule: messenger RNA, 2644 nt
Organism: Oryza sativa Japonica Group (Japanese rice)
Lineage: Eukaryota; Viridiplantae; Streptophyta; Magnoliopsida; Poales; Poaceae
Biological process (GO): exocytosis
Cellular component (GO): exocyst
Source: RefSeq, a predicted model, not a curated record